CAGAGCCAGUUUGAGUAUAAAACUGUUAGGUGCCUCCUCCCAGUGCUAUCUCCUCCUGAGCACCUCCCUCUCAGUCGAGCCCAGCAGGGCUCUAUCAGCCUGUGCCUUCUGCCACCAGGAAGCCCGUGGAGUAAAUACAUCUCAGAUGGUUGCAACUGAGUAGAAGCAGCCAAGUCCGAGUCCUGGCAGUCUAGAAAGCAAUUCACCAAGGCCGCGGGCUUCUUCCUGGAAGCCUGGAAGCAAUGUCUUUGCUCAUGGUUUCCAAAGCAGGGUAGAAGGAGCACCUGAGUUCCAUGUGCAAGCGGGGUUUGGGCAAGCAGUCCACCGCACCUGCCGAAUGACUCUGGGUUCACCAAUGCUGUAUAGGAGUUUCGAGCGUGUUCUUGAAAUAACUGAGUAAAGUUGGAAACCUAUCAUUUUGACUCAAAAAAAGUGGGGUGCUAGGAACGGCCCUUCCCAACUCUGGCUCUGUGCACCUCUCUGCCUGUGCCGUCAUGCUGACGGGAGUGUGCUGGCCCAUCGGAGAGCCCAGCGGCCACACUGCAACCAUAGAUCUCACAGCUUCUUUGCUGCUGCAUUUUCUGGUGUGGAAUUCAGACCUCAAGGCUUCUAGGAGUGGUGCCUUCUGAGGACAGAAGUGUUUUCCUCAGGAGACAAGAACACCUGACAGCAUUUUCUUUGUUUCUGAUAACAGCUUUAAAGAACACCGAGCACCUCCUACCACCUCAGACCAAAAGCUACCUAAAAUCAGGAUUAUUUAUGGAGAGAAAGGAAGGAUGAAUGGACAGUCUUUGUUUGGCGGCUCUGGUGAUGCCCCUUGUGGUCCUCUUUGGAAAGACUCUUUUGGAGUUAAGGUUGGUGAGGCUGCGCGCGGAGGCUCCUCCUGGCACAGCUUGGCCCAGGCGCGUGGGCCACCGGAACAGGAGCCAGAGGAAGAGCUAUCCAUGGAGAAUAGCCCCACUAUGGCUAAAAUGGACCAGGGUGAAAAUCAGGUUUUACCAAGUCCAAGAAGAAGACGCCUCCCCAAGGCACUUGGCUACGUCACCGGUGAUAUGAAAGAAUUUGCCAGCUGGCUUAAAGACAAACCACAGGUGCUCCAGUUCGUAGAUUGGGUUCUUCGGGGCAUAUCCCAAGUGGUGUUCGUCAGCAACCCCAUCAGCGGAAUCCUGAUUCUGGUGGGGCUCCUCGUCCAGAAUCCCUGGUGGGCUCUCAAUGGCUGUGUGGGAACAGUGGUCUCUACCCUGACGGCCCUGUUACUUGCUCAGGACAGGUCAGCAAUUGCAGCCGGGCUGCAGGGCUACAACGGCACCCUGGUGGGAAUACUCAUGGCUGUCUUUUCAGACAAGGGCAACUAUUUCUGGUGGCUGUUAUUCCCUGUGUCUGCUAUGUCCAUGACUUGUCCAGUGUUCUCAAGCGCACUGAACUCCUUGUUCUGCAAAUGGGACCUCCCCGUCUUCACCCUGCCUUUCAACAUGGCGUUGUCAAUGUACCUUUCGGCCACGGGACAUUACAAUCCGUUCUUCCCAGGCAAACUGUUCAAACCUAUAACCGAGGUUCCCAAUGUCACCUGGACUGACCUCAGUGCCCUGCAGCUGUUGAAAUCCCUGCCCGUGGGUGUCGGUCAGAUCUAUGGCUGCGAUAACCCGUGGUCGGGGGGCAUUUUCCUGGGCGCCAUUCUGCUCUCCUCCCCGCUCAUGUGCCUGCACGCUGCCAUCGGGUCGCUGCUGGGGAUAGCGGCAGGACUCAGUCUUUCAGCGCCAUUUGAGAACAUCUACUUUGGACUCUGGGGUUUCAACAGCUCUCUGGCCUGCAUUGCAAUGGGAGGGAUGUUCAUGGCACUGACCUGGCAAACCCACCUGCUGGCUCUUGCCUGCGCCCUGUUCACUGCCUACCUUGGAGUCAGCCUGUCACACAUGAUGGCUGUGGCGGGAUUGCCAGCUUGUACCUGGCCCUUCUGUUUGGCCACACUACUGUUCCUCUUGCUGACCACGAAAAAUGCCAACAUGUACAGGAUGCCCCUCGGUAAAGUCACUUAUCCUGAAGAAAACCGCGUCUUCUACAUACAAGCCAAGAAAAAAAGGAUGGUUGAAAGCCCUUUGUGAGAGCAACCCCACCCACAGCCAUGGUCACAAGGGGUGGCUGACCGACUGCCCCAGGUGACCCCCAGGGUCUUGGCAAACUGCUGUUUUUUGCCCUUAACGACUUUCGUACUACUAACCCAUUGGCGAUCUGCUCUUAGGCUCAUUUUGUAGCUUUCUCUUAGACUCCAGGAGCAUCCCCAAACAUGUGAGAGACCAGAUGGUGUGCCCUGGUGGGGCGUUGGUGCUAAGACUAAUAUAUUCAUAAGGUCAAGUGCUCCAACAGAACGAAGACGUGAGACCAGAGCUAAUGAUUGACAUUUAUUGAAAUUCUUGGUGUUUGGUUAGGCUGCGUGAUGUUAACAGUAUUAAAAAUUAAGCUCUACAACUAAGCCUCAAGUGAAUGGAAUUCAUGGUCACAAAGUCAAAGUCAACCCAGAAUUCUCAGAUAAGCAGUGUGACUUAUUUGAAAUCGAUACAAGUUACACAUGACAGUGGUAGUGCCCACAGCUCAUGCCCCAGCCCCUCAGGAGAAUGGCCUGGAUCCUGCCCUGUGUGGGUGGCAUUCUCUUACGGGAGAUGGGCUGAUUCUUUCCAGGUGGACACAGCUGUAGGAGAGAGAAAGGGAUUUUAUCAGUCAAAAUUAUUCUGGAAUGUUAUUUUUCUUAGACGUGGCAAAGGAUUUUUUUAGAUAAGGUUUAUUAUCUUUUUCUUAUGAGAAUGCAUUUGUGUUUUCAAUGAGGUAAAAUAAGAGAAGUUCCUGGCUUAACCAGUUCCUAGAUAUUAAAGAAAAGUUACAUUUUUAUGAAACAUUCGGCAUAGCUGUCUUCACUUUAAUCCACAUGUUGAUUUUGUAAAUGCCAGGAACGUGUAGAACCAAGUUAUCAGCAUCCAAGGGUCCUUUAACGCCACAAUUUGCAAUCCAUUUGGGAUGUUUUACAUGUCAUAAAGCCUGAAAGUUAAGUUCAGAUUGUUUCUGGAUGCUUGGAAGUUGUUGAAUUUCUUAAAAAAAAAAAAAUUCAUGAAAAAAAAAAGUCAUUAUUAUCUGCACACUCACAAUAUUCUCACUCAGAACCCAAAGGUAAAGGGUUCUCCUGUUUUUCUUUGUUUUAAACAAAGAGAGAGACAGAGCAUGAACGGGAAGGGGCAGAGAGAGGGAGACACAGAAUCGGAAACAGGCUCCAGGCUCUGAGCCAUCAGCCCAGAGCCCGACGCGGGGCUCGAACUCACGGACCGCGAGAUCGUGACCUGGCUGAAGUCGGACGCUUAACCGACUGCGCCCCCCAGGCACCCCUGUUUUUCUUUGUUUUAAUUUUAAAGUCAUCAGUCCUAUAAACAUCCUAUAACCAAACACACUGAGGAUGCUAUAGAAAGUGCCACUUGCUACCUUCCGCUGAAUCUGUAUGGAUUCAGUGUUUUGAAGGAUUCGGAAAGAGAAACCGUGGAAUCCUAAAGGGUUUUUCCCCCCUUUGGGUUUGCAGUGCUCAGUGCAAAAUAUUUAGGUUGCUGCAGGAAUAAACAGAAGAAGGGAAGCCAACCUAAAAUAUUUCAGGGAGAAGUCCACUUCUUCCUUUUCUCAGGAAAACAAACAUUGUUCUGAUUUAACAACCCUGUGACCAAAGCCUUUUGAAACCCUGAAUUUGCAACUGUCAUAGAGUCAUGUGGAAAAACUAAAUCUUCACCGUGCGAACGGAAAUCUCCCUUGUUAGGGAAUUUGUGAAGUAAGACUUGGUGGGAGGGCAGGGGAGGAGGACUCAAAAACGAAAGCAGAACCAAAGAUAAACCAGGAGAGAAGAGUCCAGGCUGUGGCUGAGUGAACCAGAGCCUCUGACAUGCCUCCAGGCCCAUCUUCACAGGAGCUGGAGUGUUCUCCGUAUACCUUCUGCUGGUGGGCUCACACAGGCGUGUAAAUAGGAACAUUCUAAAGCCUUGUACAUGGCCGAAUUUAAAUGGUAUUAAUUUUUUCAAGCUGUUUUUGUUACUAAGUGUUACCCUGAAAUGAAGUGAGUAUUUUGUUAGUUUCCUCAGGGAUCACUUGGAUUCUUUUCCUAUUGUUUGUAUAACAAAUUUCUAGGUAACAAUAUGAAUAAAAUUAUACUCACAGCUCA
Messenger RNA from Felis catus (domestic cat), 4186 nucleotides. RefSeq names its product solute carrier family 14 member 1 (gene SLC14A1). Gene Ontology annotation, molecular function: urea transmembrane transporter activity. The record is from RefSeq and is a predicted model, not a curated record. Gene Ontology annotation, cellular component: membrane. Gene Ontology annotation, biological process: urea transmembrane transport. Bases 777 to 2102 code for a protein of 441 amino acids. The transcript has 11 exons. NCBI's taxonomy places the organism in Eukaryota, Metazoa, Chordata, Mammalia, Carnivora, Felidae.